This is a messenger RNA of Miscanthus lutarioriparius, 1491 nucleotides long. NCBI's taxonomy places the organism in Eukaryota, Viridiplantae, Streptophyta, Magnoliopsida, Poales, Poaceae. The record is from the annotation of a GenBank genome assembly.
AUGAUGCUCAAGGAUCUGGCAGCAAUUCAGCAGCACCAGCACCAGCACCAGCAGCUGGCCGCCGCCGCCGACGAGAACAUGUCUAACCUGACCUCCGCCAGCGGUGACCAGGCCAGCGUCUCGUCCCACCCCGCCCCGCCUCCCGCCAAGAAGAAGCGCAGCCUCCCCGGGAAUCCAGACCCGGACGCGGAGGUCAUCGCGCUGUCACCGCGGACGCUGAUGGCGACGAACCGCUACGUGUGCGAGGUGUGCGGCAAGGGGUUCCAGCGUGACCAGAACCUGCAGCUCCACCGGCGCGGCCACAACCUCCCCUGGAAGCUCAAGCAGCGCAACCCCAAGGAGGUGGUGCGCAAGAAGGUGUACGUGUGCCCGGAGCCCGGCUGCGUGCACCACGACCCGGCGCGCGCCCUCGGCGACCUCACCGGCGUCAAGAAGCACUUCAGCCGCAAGCACGGCGAGAAGAAGUGGAAGUGCGACCGCUGCGCCAAGCGCUACGCCGUGCACUCCGACUGGAAGGCGCACUCCAAGGUGUGCGGCACGCGCGAGUACCGAUGCGACUGCGGCACUCUUUUCUCAAGGAGGGACAGCUUCAUCACGCACAGGGCCUUCUGCGACGCGCUCGCGGAGGAGAGCGCGAGGGCGGUGACCGCGGCCGCGGAGGUCGUCGCGGGCCAGCACCACCCGGGGAUGCUCUUCUCGCAGGCCGCCGGUGGCGGCGGCGACGGCAGCGCGGGGUUGCACCUGCCGCCGGGCGUGCUGUACCCGUCGCAGACGCUGGGCGGCGGGCACGGCAUGUCCUUGCAAGAGCUGUGCCACAAGAGGGAGCAGCAACAGCAGCAGCAGUUCGCCCCGUCGUCGUGGCUCACGGCGCACCAUCAGCAGGAGCUAGAGCUUCCCGGCGCAGGCAACUCGGCCCUGUUCGGAUCGGCGCGGCCGCUAGACCAGCAGGACUACUUGGGGAGCUCCACGCCGGCGGAGAGCACGGCAGGCCUCAGCGGCUUCGUUGGGUUCUCGCCGUCCGCCGCUGGUGGAGGGGCGGCCUCGGCGCACAUGUCGGCGACCGCGCUGCUGCAGAAGGCUGCACAGAUGGGUGCAACGCUGAGCCGGCCGUCGAACCAGGGACAGAUGGCGAGCACUCACAGCAGCACCACCACCACCAAUGCUGGCACUGGCGCUGCCAACGCGGCAGCUGCUGCUGCUGCAAGCAACAUGCCUGGCACUGACGCUGGUGCCCUCGGCUUCGGGGCACCUCAUCACUUUGGAGCGGAGGAGAGGACCACCAGGGCUGAUCAUCGCGACGCCGGCAACGGCGGCAAUGCCGCCGCCGGAGGCGGCAACGAAGGCCUCACCAGGGACUUCUUGGGGCUGAGAGCCUUCUCCCACGGUGACAUACUCAGCAUGGCCGACUUCGACCCCUGCAUGUCGUCGGCCUCGUCGGCGGCGUACGAGCAAGGGCACCACCACCAGAGCAGCAAUCAGUGGCAUGUCUAG